This is a messenger RNA of Gadus macrocephalus (Pacific cod), 1468 nucleotides long. RefSeq names its product P2Y receptor family member 8 (gene p2ry8). Gene Ontology annotation, molecular function: G protein-coupled receptor activity. Bases 186 to 1220 code for a protein of 344 amino acids. NCBI's taxonomy places the organism in Eukaryota, Metazoa, Chordata, Actinopteri, Gadiformes, Gadidae. Gene Ontology annotation, cellular component: membrane. Gene Ontology annotation, biological process: positive regulation of Rho protein signal transduction; phospholipase C-activating G protein-coupled receptor signaling pathway. The record is from RefSeq and is a predicted model, not a curated record. The transcript is spliced from 3 exons.
CACUGCUUCCUUCCCUUAACCUCAAUACUGUAACACGCUCCAAUCUUGUUUCCUCAGUAGUAAUACAACAAGAGGUACAAACAGCCACUCAAAUCUGCCCACCAGCCCGCCUGCUCGGUCUCUGUUUAUCUCUGAUCCGGUGACAGGAUUGUAUACCAGGUAUUCCUGAUCCUCUGGUUUUCACCAUGUCUCCAAGUGCCAACUUCACCAAACUGGACAACGCUACCCUCAACCUUUUCCAGAACUACCCCGCCAGCUUAACCAUCUCCAUCAUCUACACGGUGGUCACUGUGGUCAACCUGGGCGGAAAUGGCCUCUCCAUGUGGCUGCUGCUGUUCCGCACCUCGCCCAAGACCCCCUCCAUCAUCUUCAUGAUCAACCUGACCCUGACAGACCUGUCCCUGGGCGCCGCCCUGCCCUUCCAGAUCGCCUACCAGCUCCGAGGAUACGACUGGACACUGGGACCCGGCAUGUGCAGGUUCAUGACCAUCGCCUUCUUCUCCAACAUGUACUGCUCAAUCCUGACGAUGACGGCCAUCGGCGUCGACCGCUACCUGGGCAUCCUCUGGCCCAUCCGGUUCCGGGAGAUCAGGGCGAGGAAGAGCAUAGCGGUGUUGGCCUGCCUGCUCAUGUGGGCGGUGGUGCUCACCGUGCUCUACCCUCUGAUGACCACCGACCUCACCUUCCACAUUCCCGAGUUGGGCAUCACCACCUGCUUUGACGUGCUGAAGCGAGACAUGUUGCCGUCGUUCAACGCCUGGCUCGGCUUCAUCUUCUCCAUGCUCUGCGUGCUCUUCUUCCUGCCGUUCUGCAUCACCGUCUACUGCUACGUCAGUGUCAUCCGCAAGCUGGCCCAGGACUCCAAGACGGUGCAGAAGGACCGGGCCAUGCGGCUGACGGCCACCGUGCUGCUGGUCUUCGUCGUCUGCUUCGCCCCGAACAACGUGCUGCUACUGGCUCACACCGUGCGGAGGUUCUUCUAUAAUGACUCGCUGUACAUGUCCUACAAGCUGUCGCUGUGCCUCAGCUGCCUCAACAGCUGCCUGGACCCCUUCAUCUACUACUUUGCCUCCAAGGAGUUCAGGCACAAGCUGAGGCAAAUGCUGAGGCUGAGGAGCCUGAGCACCUCGGACAUCGGGAGGGGGACGGAGCACAAGGAGAGCUUGUUCUCGGCCCAUCAAGCGUCUGACGCACAGCAGACAAACACGAGGGGUCUCUGAUAUGGCGACACAAUACUUUUGCAGGAAUAGGGGGAGGGAAGGAGGGAGGGAGGGAAGGAGAGAGAGGGAUAAUUAAAGUAAGAAAAAAGUUACAUGAUAGAUCCCCUUUUUUGCUACAUUUUGAAAUAAUCUUUCUUCGAUAAUUUUUUAUCUUACCAUUCCUACUUUCCAAAUAACUAUAUGUAUAUAUGUACCAAUUUGUUUAUGUAAAAUAAUAUUGCGAAUAAAAUUGGGAUUUUUUUUGAGUA